This is a messenger RNA of Penicillium argentinense, 1647 nucleotides long. Its product is annotated as MDR family MFS transporter. The transcript is spliced from 2 exons. The record is from RefSeq and is a predicted model, not a curated record. The coding region runs from base 1 to 1647 and encodes 548 amino acids. NCBI's taxonomy places the organism in Eukaryota, Fungi, Ascomycota, Eurotiomycetes, Eurotiales, Aspergillaceae. Gene Ontology annotation, molecular function: transmembrane transporter activity. Gene Ontology annotation, biological process: transmembrane transport.
AUGGCUGACAAUAAGCCAACUGAAGAAAUGCAGAUAUUCGAGCAGAAGAACAGCUCGGAAAGCGAGGUCGAGAGCUCGGGCAAAAAUGCGGCCGAUUUUGAGUUAACCGGACUGCAACUUUUCAUCGUCAUCUUCGGACUUGCGCUCGCGAUUUUCCACAUGUCGCUCGACUCUUCGAUUCUCGCAACCGCCAUCCCGAGAAUUACGUCGCAGUUCAAUAGUACAAGUGACAUUGGGUGGUAUGGAAGUGCUUAUUCAUUUGCCAUGUGUGCUUUGCAGCCUACUUCGGGGAAGUUGCUUGCGAGCUUUAAUCUGAAGUGGACAUUCAUUUCCUGCAUCGCUGUCUUUGAGCUCGGAUCUCUACUUUGCGCCCUCUCCAUCAACAGCCCCAUGCUCAUCAUCGGGCGCGCGAUUGCCGGCGCCGGCGCCGCGGGCUGUCUUACCGGUGCAUUUUGCAUUGUCGCCGUCUCACUGCCUCUCGAAAAACGACCCGUCUACAUUGGCAUCUUGCAGUCGACCUAUGGCGUCGCGGCCAUCAUCGGACCCAUUCUCGGCGGCGUCUUUACAGAGCACGCGACAUGGCGCUGGUGUUUCUGGAUUAACCUCCCCAUCGGCGCGCUGACAAUUUUCAUCCUGGUCUUCUUCUUCAAGCCGCCUACUCAAGACUCAACAAGUCGUCCGCCAAUCCUAGAAAGACUGGAGGGACUGGAUAUGUUCGGUCUCAUCCUCUUCGCGCCUGCCAUCAUCAUGAUCCUGCUAGCCGUGCAGUGGGGAGGGACCACCUACCCAUGGAAAAGCGGGACCGUCAUCGGGCUAUUCGUUGGUGGUAUCGGACUCGGUCUUGUCUUCGCGCUUUGGCAGGUUUACCGUGGUGAUCGUGCGAUGAUCCCACCACGCCUCGUCACCGAGCGGACGAUGUUCUUCGCCUGCUCGACCGAAUUCUUCGCCAUGGGUGCCGUCUUCAUCUCGAUCUACUACCUCCCCGAAUGGUUUCAGGUAAUUAAAGGAGCGUCACCCACAAAGUCAGGACUGAUGUACCUCCCACUCGCACUGUCAGACGUCCUCUCCGCGACACUGACGGGCGCCUCGCUGAAAUACCUCGGCUAUCCGAACCCGUACAUGAUCCUCGGAACAGUCCUAAUGAGUGUCGCGACCGGCCUAUUCUCAACCUUCACCAUGACAACGAAUCACAAUCUAUGGAUCCCGUUCCAGGUUCUCCAGGGUCUGGGUGUCGGCAUGACGCUCUCCAUGCCAUAUGUUGCGACGCAGACGGCGCUCAAACCUGAGGAUAUUGCUGUUGGCACGGCUAUGUUGCAGUCGUUUCAGUUCUUUGGAGCAUCUGUCUGGCUUGCGGCUGGUGAAUCGAUUUUUGAAAAUAAGCUUGUUGCGCAGCUGAGUGCUGCGAUGUUCUCGCAGAAGGAGAUUGAGGAGAUUCUUAGUGCGGGUUCUGCGGAGGUGAGAAGUGUCGUUCAGGAGGCCCAGCUUUCGGAUGUCUUGGAUGCGUUCAACUAUGCUCUGACGAAGACAUUUUAUGUUGCUGCUAGUGUUGCGGCUCUCUCAUUUUUUCUGUCUUUGGGUAUGAGAUGGAAGAGUGUAAAACCGCCGAAGCCGAAGGUAUCUUCUGCGGAUGUGGAGGCUAAGAUGUGA